GUCUAUGCCCAAAGAGAAUCUAACCUAAGCUUUGAUUAGCUAUUUUUGCGAUACCUACGAAUCAUGUACCCUUUUGAGAUGAAUCUGCUGCAUAUUAUUUAGAUAUUACUCAACUGCACCUGAAAACAGAAUGGACAAGUUAAUAGUUCUGAAAACUUACUGUGGUGGUACCUUUUUACAAAAGAAAGGAGAAUAGCGAUUGGACAUUUUAAUGAAUAUAGAAAAUAAAGAGUUUAGAAGAAAGAAACCAAUGUAUGAAAAUGAAUGACAUACAAGUAGAGACCCAUAAUGAUGCUGAAGUGUUUGUAUUGCCCCCAGAACUCCUCGAGAAAUUGGGCAUAAAUUUGUGUAACAUAGAUCAAACUCCACAAAAAUCUCAAAAAUCAAAAAGAAGGAAAAAUAAAAACUGUAUAAAGAGACACCAUUCAAAUCAUGAACUGAAUAAUGUUUUGGUUUCACAAGGUUCAUCUAUUUUAGAAACUGCUGAUCUAAUGAAGAACUCUGUACUUUUAAGUCCGACAUUUGUUCCUGUGGUGGGGGAUACAAUUCCAGGAGAAAUUGAAAUAGCAAAAAAUAUUGACUUAAAUACUUCUAAUCUAAACAUAGAAUUAAAUGUGAGUAAUAAUUGUCUUAACAACAAUUUUAAUCAAGAAAAUGAUAUCUUUGAACCAUGUCAUGAUACACAAAGCAACACAUUUUUUGGUUCAGAACAAUCAACCAAAAGCAGAAUUUUGAAAGAAAUCGACUCAUCCAUUAUCAGCAAUGAAAUCGGAAGAACUAAUGUGCAUAGGGAGUCAUCAAUAAAUUUUGGUGAUAUAAAUAUGAAGAAACCUUUAAAUUCAGAUGAUGUUAAAUGCAAAUUAAAAUUGAAAUGUUUAAAAUCACCUGUUGAGCACAAAUUGACUUUGAAAAGUGAUAUUCAGUAUACUGCUUUAAAUGGAAACCUGCAUAGAACUGGACUAGUGUGUCAUACUAAUACUAAUAAUAAUGAUUAUGAAAUAGGUGGCAAAAAAGUAUGUGUAGUUUCAACAUUGGAUAACUUUGAUAAUAGACUAGAAUCAGAAGAACCCUUAGUAGUUCCUGCUUCGAUUCAUUCUGAUGUGACUAAUUUAAGCCACACUAUGAAGGAUCAACAGUCUGUGACUCCUAUAUUUAGUGUUAAUCAAUCAACAUUACAUAAUCCUAUUGAUAAUAGUGUUAAUAGUAAUUUAACCAAGUUUACAAAUUGUGAUGAAAAGCUUGAUAUGGAUCUUGAUAACAUAUUACAUGAAACAAAAAUAUUUAUUCCUGUUUCGACAACUACUGCUUCUACAAAUAUAAUCUCCAAUGAAUGUGAUGACAUUAUUAUUGAAGAAUUAAAUGAAUUAAGCUAUGAAAAAGGACAGCAACUGAAUAAUGUAGCAGACAAUAACAUUUUAUUGUUACCUUCAGAAUUGACGAAUAUUUCAAAUAUCACUCAAAACAUUAAUGAUACUGAAGAUAUCAAUAUCGACAUACUUUAUGAAUCAUUUGAUGAACAUAGUACCAGUAAAGAAACAGAAUUUUCCAAUAGAAACCAAGAAAUGGUUUCUAAUGUAGAUACUUGUGAAUCAGAAGAACAAACCAAUGGACUUAACGUAGAUAUUAUCAGUCAUAUUGACUGUGAUGAGACAAGUGAUAUGGAACUUGAUAAUAUGUUGCGCGAAACAGAAAUUUUGAUUUCCACAUCAUCAAAAACUAGUAUAUGUGAUAGAGACACACUAAAGUUAUAUCAUAAUAAGAAUGACUUGCAUAUUGAGGAAGAAAUGGAUUAUGUAUUUGAAGGGCAUGAGGUAAUAAGUCCUAUUUUAGAACAUAAUAAUUUUGGAAAUAUCAAGAGACCGAACAGUUAUAUUUUAAAUUCAUCAGCAGUUAUAGAAGCAAAAAGUAGAAACAUAAUAAUUAAUCACAAUGGUUCCAUCAAUAAAGUUACAAAUUAUGAAACAGAACUUUAUUCGUCCAGUAACAAUACUGAUUCUGUUAGUACACUUCAUUUGGAUCACAUUUUGUCUACAGGAAAUGCACAGAAAAGCACUAUUAAUAAAAUAAACACUGUGAACGUGCUAACUAAUGAAUUUAUAGGUAAUAAUGGCGAUAUUUUUCAUGAUAAUUCAGCCGAACUAAAUUUUAAUAAUGAUAAUGAACCUAAAUUAGGAAAUGAAAUAUCUGUUGUGGAAGUAAACAAUUAUUCUGUUAAUGAUAUUGAAGCAAAAAAAAGUCAAAUCGUCACCAAAACUGACGACAAAGAAAUAGACGAAAUAACACCGAAAAUAGAAGGUGAAAAUGUUUCCCAAUCACCAGGCGAAAUAAUAUCGAAUAACCAAUAUAAAAAACAAAUACAACAAACUAUUGAUUCAUUUGGAGGCACAGAAAAAGUAGAAAAUGAUCUAGAUGUUUCCUGCAAUAGCAGCCAAGACAAAAAAGUGGUAACUGAUUUGGGUAACAAGGUCGAAGAAAUAGCUAAAUAUUUGAAAAAGGCUUAUAAGAAUAAAAAAAUGUUGUUUGAACCAAAAGUUGGAAUUCAUACAAAGUCUAAAAUAUUUAUUCAUGGGGUUGAAAAACCUGGAGGUUCAGGUGAACAGGAAUUAGUAUUUAAUAAGGUUAAGCUAUACAAAACUUAUGAAAAGAAGAAAGUAAUACAAAUAGGUGUUGCUUCUAGAAAGGAAGAAAUUUUGCUGAAAGCCACUAAAACACCUGAAAAUAAUUCGACUGAAAUCAAUACAUUCAUAGAACCGUCUGUUUUAAAUAAACGGCAGGAGUUUUGUUUAUGUUAUGACUUUGGUAAAUUACCAGAUGUUACUGAAUAUAACAAUUUAUAUGAACAUAUUCACUUUGGGUCUAAUAGAAGUGUCAAUUGUCCUGUUAAUUCUGUGUUUGAAAUAUAUGAUGAAAGAACUGAUUUUAUUCCCUUAAAGAGCAGAGAAUACAUACAAGAAGAAGAAAUUAAUAAUGAAUAUGAUAGUGGUCAUAUCUGCUGGCAGAAAUUUGAAUAUCAGGAAGAAGAAAAUAUCCCUGCAACAAAUAUAUUAAAUGAAAAUACAGAAGUUGUUGACAACACAAAUUUAACUAUGUUAAUGCAGGAUGAAGAAUUAAGAUAUAUGCCUAAACGGAAUGUAAAAAAGUUAAAAGAAAACACAGAAGCUGUUGAAAUCACAAAUUCAAAACUCGAUUUAUCUUCAGAAUCAGACGAAUCGGGUUGUAUAUCAAAACAGAAUGUACAUAAGAUACAAGAAAAUGAUACACAUUAUGAUGAUAAAGUUUCCAGUCGAAGCUUGUUGACUAAACUGAUUGAAGAUAAUAUUGUGGCACCUCAAUUGAAUACUAACAAUGAAAACAAUAUAUUUUUGGAAGAAAGUGGUACAGAAAAAAAUGAUCAACAUAAUAAAACAAAAACUGAUGAUGAAUCAAGGAAAAAUGUUAAACGUAAAAUAAAAAAUGACAUUGAAGAACCGCCUGCCAAAAAAAAUGUAAAAUGUGGUGUGUGUGAACAAUUGUUCGCUGAAUCAGAAUGGGAGGAUCACAUUUCUAAAAUGCACUACUACAUUGCUUGGAAAGAUGGUCAUGCAAUUGAUUUCGAAAAUUUACUAUUACUGAAAAAAAUUAAAAAUAAGUUAAAAAGUACAGGCAGUCUGAUAUGCACUUUUUGUGGAUAUGAAUAUGUCAAACUCACAAGGUUUCUAUCUCAUGUGAAAAGCUGCUUUACGAAAAAGGGCAAAAAACGAAUAGACAGUGCCACAACAUCGAAAUCAGACCUAAGUAUAUGUGGCGUGUGUCAGUGUGAGGUCAGUCCCGAACAAUGGAUCGAACACAUAUCCGAGAAACACCAAUACUUAGCAUGGAAGGUUGGCGAGUCUCCAUUGGAUCUGGAUGAUGAAAACAAAGUGAAGGAUCAUCUUUUAAAUAUGGUCAAGAAAUAUGGUUGUCUUAUUUGUUCGAAAUGCGGCUUGCUUCGCAAAUAUACGGCUAAAUCCAUCAAAAAUUAUUUAAUACAUAUUGAAAAAUGUUCAAGGAAGUAUACAAAUGUAUCAAGAGCUUCUCGAAGAAACUCUAAAAGUGAUCAAUCAAUACAAGAACCAGCUUCUCCAGAGCCAGUUGUUUACAAAUGCGCGGUUUGUGAAAAAGACAUUGAUGCUUCAAAAUGGUCAGAUCAUGCUUCGAGGGAACAUAAUUACCGUACGUGGAUAGUUGGGAAAACAGCUCCGAAUUUUGACGAUGAAAAUGCAUUAUGGGAACAUCUAAACGACUUCUCCAAAGAUGGUGGUUUGCGGUGCUUUAAAUGCGGUUUGGUUCGUAAAUACGUGAGAAAAUAUCUACAACACAUGGAAUCUUGUACAGCGAACGCAAAUGAGACUGUAGGGGAACAGAACACGGGGAUAGGAGAGAAAUCAACAGCUCACGCGUCUAAUUCAGAUCCAAUCUACUAUGUGGAUUCCGAAAUUAAUACAAACUUGUCACGAAUAUAUAAAGACUCUUCAAUACCAACAAAAAUUGAUCUUUUAAGUUCAGAUACUGUUAACAGUACAGAUGAUAAAGCAAGUAAAAUAAUAACUGGAGCGCCCAGUUCUCAUAUAACAAAUAAUAUAGAUUCUUCUAACGCUACAUAUACGUGUGGCGUUUGCAACAUGGUCCUGGAGGAAUCAACGUGGAUAGAUCAUAUUAAAAUGGAACAUAAUUAUUUAGCAUGGAGGGCCGGUGACACUCCGCUAGAUUCUGAUGACAAAGAAGCAAUCUGGCAUCAUCUACACAACAUUAAAACUUCAAUUGGAAAACUUAUUUGUCCUAAAUGUGGCAAAGAAAGGAAAUAUCCGAAGAAUUUCUUACAACAUGUGAAAGAUUGUAAUGGUUCGAACACGUCUUCCAAUAAUUCUACAAUAGAGAAGGCGACAUGUGGCGUCAUAUCACACGUGGAUAGAUAUUUGAAGAAUAAGGAUUUGGAUCUGAGCACGACAGAGUUGACGUGCGGUGUAUGUCAGAAAGUGACGAAUCGGGAAAAUUGGAUUACACAUAUGCAGACUGCGCACAACUAUAUCGCAUGGAUAGACGGCGCAACCCCACUGGACUUGAAAAAUCAAGAUAUGAUACGAGAACACUUACAAAAAAUAGUGGAUGAAAUCGGAGCGCUGGUUUGUGCUAAUUGCGGCACUUCUCGCAAAUACGCCAAGAAGUUUCUGCAACAUAUGAGACAAUGCUCCGUCGAGAACCAACAUGAAAAACGAAAAAACAAAAGUAAAAGUAGCUAUGAAUUAACGAAAAAUGAAACGGUAAUCUGCGGGGCUUGUACGCAAACAAUGCGUAUCAAUGAGUGGAUGGGCCACGUAAGACUUGCUCAUAAUUACAUAGGUUGGAAAGAUCACCAGGCUCCAAUAAAAAGUAACAAACCUAGUAUUAUUGAAAAACGUUUACGUGCAGUUGUCGAGAAAGUGAAAGAGUUGAAAUGUCCCAAGUGUGGAUUUUUAAGUACAGAAGUUCAGCUGUAUUUACAGCAUUCAGAGUCGUGUACAGGGAACCCUGAUUAUAAACCAGAAGAUGAUGGUGAAGCGACAAAGUUGGCCCACAAAGGUUUAUAUCAGUGUGCUAUAUGUCAUGAAAACAUAAAAUAUGGCAAAUGGAAAAAUCACGCAGUUGAUGAACAUUACAAUGUGGCGUGGGUUGUUGGCGACGAGCCUAUCGAUUUAUUGAGUCAGCAUGAAAUCACAAAAGUAUUGAAUGAGUACCUCAAGUGUGGCGGCGUCUUCGCUUGCAAAGUAUGUCGUGUCACCCGUUCCUCCGCGAUCGGAUUCUACGCUCAUUUCACUACGUGUGGCCUUACAGAGGAGGAAUGCGACAAGUACAAAAUGUCGUGCGACAUAUGUAGCGGCAAGUAUCUAGGCAUCUACAAAUGGCAGCAUAUGGCCCUGCACACGCAGCAAGAGCUGGCGAAGGAACGCAAGCAGAAGGCCGAGGAGGAUCGCGCCCGGGAGCGCGAGCGGCGACUCGACGCGCUGGCGCCCGUCAGCGGCCGCCGGCGCGCCGCUGAGAAAGCAAGAAUGGUGAUUGAAGAAACUGCCCGUCAAAUUAAGCACGUUUGCCAACAGUGUGGCUUUGCGACCGACGUAGAAGAAGAGAUGACCAAUCACAAGUGUCCAAAACGUCGCAAAUUGAGCGACGAUGUAGAUUUGCCUUUAGAACAGGAAGAGAGUUCAGAUGAGGAAGAUCUAGAUGCAGUCGUCAAUGAAAGCGAUGUUAGUCAAUUUGAAGAUGCCAGUGAUGAUAAUGAUUCAAGUCUAGGAAAAAGGAAACACGCCGAUCAUAGUGCCUCGUCCAGAAUUACGAGAAUACCGUUCGUGGUUGCAGAUUUACCUGACUAUUUGUCGAAGAAUGCUAAAGAUUUCGCUGACCAUUACUUGACAACAGAUACGUUAUUUCCUGAAUGGACCAGAUGUAAUUAUGAAAUCGUGCCAGAAGCUGAAUUGAUGAAAUGUUUGCCGCCCGUGGAAGACUCUUGUCAAGUAUAUUCGAAAGGAAAAUGGAAAACAUACAAGCGUUGGAAAGCAGAUGUGGAUAAUGAAAAGUCGAUAAUGUUCGCGGGCUACAACAUCCAGCGCGUGUCGUGGGUGCCGACGCAGCGCCGCGCGCGCGAGUUCCUGUCCGUGUCGUGCCACGCCGGCCUCGACUGUCCGCAGCUCCACUUCGCUGACCUCUUCGGACACCAAACACUCGUACAGAUCUGGGACUUUGAUCAUUUCACUAACACGCCGCCACAAUUGGUCAUGGGGCUGGUGAUUCCUUUCGGCGCUGUGUGGGCGAUGGAUUGGUGUCCGUCCGGCGCCCGGGAAUGUCUCAAAGAUGACGACGAAGGAUUCGUGAGGAUGGGUCUGUUGGCCGUGGCCUGCUCUAACGGAUUCGCCUAUAUCCUAUCAGUGCCUUAUCCUUCUACCGUCACAAGUGAUUCAAUUUUCUGCAGACUAGAGCCAGUAGCCCAAUUAAAAUUUACAAUGAAGUCGGAUAGACCUAAAUAUCAGGCCACAUCAAUAUCCUGGUCAAAGCAAAAAGGCCAUUCUAAAAUUGUAGUGGGAUAUUCUGAUGGUAUUAUUGCUUAUUACGAUUUAAAUACGGAGUCUCCGUUUUUGAAGGCGAAAGAAAACAACGUCACAAUUUUCUAUCCAUUUUUUGAAGAACAUAUUCACAAUGGAUGUGUAACAGACUUGAGCACGUUCCCGCUGGCGCUGGGCGACGCAGGCGCGGUGAGCUCGUCGUCGCCGGCGGGCAGUGCGCUGGGCUGCGAGCGCGUGCGCGCGCGCGUGCGCUCGCACCUCGCCGCCGCCGGCGCCGCCUUCCUGCCCGCCUGGCCCGCCGUCUGGCUGGCCGGCGACGACGCCGUCACGAUGUUGGCGAUGAACGAGUUGGAAUACUGGGGCAUGGGGCGGCGCGCGGGGCCGGCGCAGGCGUGCUGCGGCUGCCUGCACUGCGGCGCGGCGGCCACCUUCAUGGCGCCCUUCCUGCGCAUCAUGCGGCCGCAUCAUGCGCGGCCCGAUCUCAACAGAAUGCCAGUGGCAUGGAUUGGUACGAAACAGUUAGGAAAAAAGAGAAAACAUAAUGAAGAUAAAAAAGAAAUUCUAUCUGAAUCCAUUAAAUAUGAAGAUACCAUUAAGAAGUACGGGAUAGAGUUUAAACUCGUUAACAAAUCAAAAACAAAGGAAGAGUACAAAAAGUCGUACUCUAACUACAGGGAAAUUAACCCGCAACGUUUCCCGCUGGUAGAAGUCCCUUCGAUGGCGUUCUGUCCCUCGCCCGAUCACCACAAGCGGCUGGCCGUCGCCACCCACGCUGGAUUGAUAUUCCUUCUCAAAGUUUGAUAUCUAAAACUUACCUAUUACGUUAGUGUAUUGUUUAUAUGACAUUAUUUACUUCGACUAAGGUUGCAUUUUGAUUAGAGUUAUGCCACCUGUACACUAUCGUUAAACUAUAGCGGUUACGGCAUAUACAUUGAGGUAAAUAAAAGCUGUCAUACAUACUACGCAUGUUCAUUCAUUCGCGUCGUUAUCUGUCUGAGUUCGGCGACAGUGUGUACCCGGCAUUAAGUGCGAGUGUCUAGACGAUUUCGACAAUUAUUAACAAUUUGAAGGAUAUACUUAUUCCAUGCUUUGGUUACAAAAAUAAAGUGUUUGCUAUCGUUUUAUGUGGUCCGUAGAAUUGAACAAAAAAAAACUAAUAAAUGUUUCUAUGACCUCUGGGCUGUGAGGAAUUAUUCUAAUGCCUUAAUAGAUAUUUGUAAUAGUAAGAAUACAUAAUAGACAUUUUAGCAGUCGUUAUACAUAACAUUCAUAUAUAUGUAACAAUAUAAUACGGGACGGUUAAUUUUUAACUCUUAGCUCUUUUAUGACUUCACGGGAUUAUUUAGUUGCCUUUAAUUUUAUUGUUCCCUUUUAUACUCACUACACUAAAAGACUAUUGAAAUGCAUCGUAAAAGGCGUAUAACUCAUAUAAGUUUAAGCUUUUACCAAAAUGUGUGAAGUAACAAUACUUAAUUGUAUAAAAACUUAAUAAUAUUGUAUAGCAUGUGAGAAACUGUUAUUUAUUUUUAAGUGUUUUAUUGUGCCAGACAAGUAUUAUGUAGGUGAAUUGUAAAUUCGAUGUGAUAUCGUGGUUGAAAGUAUCGACUAAGUUUUAUAUACUCCAGCAUCUUAUUCCAGUUAAAAAAUAAAGUCCUGUAUUUCCUGUAUACCUUCACGCACAGUUAUAAAAUAUAUUUAAAAAAUAUGUAAACUAGUUGAUAAUUUGUAAAUAUAUAGGUAUAAUUUAAAUUUAUUAGAGUGUGGAGUCAAAGUGAUUUAUUUUUUCGUUUCUGAGUCCCGUUUUUCAUGCCCUAGUACUCUACGUGUCUUUAUGCUGCACUAUUAAUUAUCUUGGUAACACUGAUAUGAUAAAAGUAAAAUUUUUUCAUCAGAUACCCGUUUACAUACUUUUGUCGCAAAUCAGAAAGAUUAGAUGUUUAGAGCAGUAGUGUUUAGAACUGACUCAUCUACUAUUAACGCCAAUCAAAUAUACCUAUUUAUUUACAGUAAAGCAACAACACUUUGUUGGUUUACUGAAAUAUGAAAUAAUAAUAAAAGCCUGAAUUCGGGAAAGUUAACUUGGUAAAGAUGUAAAAAAAAACGUCACAUCUAUACUAUUAUUAUAAAGAGAUAAGCGUUUAGUGAGUUUGUAUGUUUGAGGCGGAUAAUCUCUGAAACUACCGAAUCGAUUUUAAAAAUUAUUUCACCAAUAGAAAGGUAUAUUAUUUUAUCUCAAAAUUCCCACGGGAGCGAAGCCCCGGGCAACAUCUAGUUGAUUAAUAAAUCUAUUUUUUUAGAUUUAUUAGAUCGAAUAUGUAAGAGUAGUUAUAAUAUUAUUUAGUAUUUUUUGUGAUUGUAGCAAUAUUCCUGUGUCUCCAACUCCUCCAUCAGAAAUAAAAAAAGACAAAAGUGUGUAAGUCGUGGUAAAGACGAAAGUUCGUAAUAUCCAAAUAUUUGUUACAUAAGAAUAUUAUCUAGGUUACUUGUAUAAAAUAAGUUAAAGGAGUAAGUACAUGAUUCCAGUGUAAUAAAAAUGUACGCCUAUUUUAUAAUUAUUUAUUCUUAGGUUAUCAGAAAUAUAUAUCGGAUGUCAUAGUGAUACUAUUUUUAAACUUUGUUGUGUACCUAUCUUUAAAUUGUGAUAGUGCUUGUUAUGCAAUAAACUUUAUAAAUAAA
Messenger RNA from Plodia interpunctella (Indianmeal moth), 9728 nucleotides. RefSeq lists its product as uncharacterized. Gene Ontology annotation, biological process: transcription by RNA polymerase III. The transcript has 31 exons. Bases 255 to 7853 code for a protein of 2532 amino acids. The record is from RefSeq and is a predicted model, not a curated record. Gene Ontology annotation, cellular component: transcription factor TFIIIC complex. NCBI's taxonomy places the organism in Eukaryota, Metazoa, Arthropoda, Insecta, Lepidoptera, Pyralidae. Gene Ontology annotation, molecular function: protein binding.